Truncatella angustata is the source of this 876-nucleotide messenger RNA. RefSeq lists its product as uncharacterized. The record is from RefSeq and is a predicted model, not a curated record. The transcript has a single exon. The coding region runs from base 132 to 644 and encodes 170 amino acids. NCBI's taxonomy places the organism in Eukaryota, Fungi, Ascomycota, Sordariomycetes, Amphisphaeriales, Sporocadaceae.
AUGCCCUCCGCAUCCCACCAGAUUGAUUUUUGCUUUUUCCUAUAGCAUUCGAUCCUAGACACCCACUUGGGGAUGCAAGGAUCUAUCCUCUUACUGAAACGCCAUGGUUUGUCUCUUGCGAGGAGUGCUAUAUGCCUAUGCCGGAGGCAAUGCUCAACGACCACCUAUCAUCCCACGGCUUUCAUAUGUGUUUUUUUUGCGACGCCCGAAUCAAACAUGAGCUUUACGAAAUGCAUUAUCUCCAGUGUAACCAGAAGUGCAAGUGCAAAGGUGUCGAGGACAUGAAGGAACAUGUUGCAGAAAGACAUAUCUGCCCGUACUAUGCAAAAGGACGUCUUAAAGCAUCGACCAUGGUACACCACAUGGAGGUGUACCAUAAUUACUCUUGUCAGUCAGAAGGCUUUUGGGAGGAUCACAUCAGCUCGGAGCAUAUGUGUUGCGGAGAAUAUCAUGAUGACCUCAAACAGCAUUUCUGGGACUGUCACCUUUGCGAUUGUCUUGAGGUCAAAGGGUGCGAAUUGGAGCACCAUUACCAGCAUGUUUUAUCACGCCAUCGCUGCAAUUUAUGCUUCGCCUAUGCUUCGGACCUUGAACUGCAUCGGGAUCGCAAUCAUACAUGCCCCCCUUGCGAUAUGGUAACGUAGUUCACAAGCGAGCUGGCCACCCAAGGAAGCUGGCCACGCUAAUCAGCACAAUACGCAAUUCAACUGAAUUUCGCAACCAUAACGCCGUAAAUCAAUUUAAACUACUCUGAAUACUCUUGCCCGGAUGAUUCUAUUUCAACCUGACAGGUUCUUGCGUUAUGCCCGGGCUUCCCGCACACUCCACAGCGUCGUUGGCGCGCCGGUCCCCGACCCGAACCACUACCGUUUUCAC